Elaeis guineensis (African oil palm) is the source of this 2750-nucleotide messenger RNA. Its product is annotated as transcription factor TCP14-like. Gene Ontology annotation, cellular component: nucleus. The record is from RefSeq and is a predicted model, not a curated record. Lineage: Eukaryota; Viridiplantae; Streptophyta; Magnoliopsida; Arecales; Arecaceae. Gene Ontology annotation, molecular function: DNA-binding transcription factor activity; sequence-specific DNA binding.
UUUCCAUGCCACCAUGUAAUCUCCACUCAUUAUAUUUCUUGCUUAAAGUUUUCCUUCUUCCUUAUCCUUCCAAGUCCCCUCUCCUUCUCUCUAGAAGUUUAGAGAGAAUGGAGCAAUUAAGUCUCGCCUUCCCUUUCUAUCUAUUCCUCCAAUCUCUACAGGCUUAAAUUUGAAUUGUGUGUCCUACGAACUCCCUAAAUAGUUGGAUCUCUCUCUCUCUCUCUCUCUCUCACUUCAUCUACUGUCAAUUGAUCAUCCCUCUUUCUCCAUACAUGUCAAAAACUUGAACUUAGGUGUCCCAUGGGCUCCAGAGUUCUUUGAUUUAUCACCCCCACCACACAAAUCACACACACUUGGGUGUUCCAUAGAGUACCUCCAAGCUCCAUACAAGAGUUUGAUCUCUCUCUCUCUGCGCCUCCCCCCUCACCCACCCCACCCACAGGUAUCCAUCUCUCUUUCUAUUAUCUACGCAAACAUAAAAUUUUGAAUUGGAUGUCCUACCAAACUCCAUGAAAUAGUAUGAUCUCUCACUCUGAGCCUCUCGUUUCAUCUCUACACACAUCCAAGUUUGAAUUUUAGGUAUCAUUCUACAAACUCCACAAGCCUGCAGGUUGAUCCGACUACUGCUUCCCUUUUCUCUAGUCUACAACGUAGGUACUCGAAUUGGGUCCCCUACGAGCUCCUUAAAGGCCUAGACCUUCAAUCUCAUCUCCUGUAGCUGUCUCAAAGAUUAAUUCACUCCCCUCCCCAUCCCCACACCAAUCAAAUCACCAUCACCACCAUGGUUUGAUCCAACAUGGAGGGCGACGCCACCGGAGGAUCCCGAAGGCCCAAUUUCCCCCUCCAGCUCCUUGAGAAGAAGGAAGAGGACUCCUGCUCCAGCUCCGGCUACCCGUCCCUCGCCAUCUCCUCCGACCCCUCCACCGCUGCCGGUGGCAGCGGCAGUGGCGGCCACGAGCUUGCCACUGACCCCCUGCGAAAGGCUCCCCCCAAGCGGAGCUCCACCAAGGACCGCCACACCAAGGUCGAGGGCCGGGGUCGCCGCAUCCGCAUGCCGGCCCUCUGCGCAGCACGGGUCUUCCAGCUCACCCGCGAGCUCGGCCACAAGUCCGACGGCGAGACCAUCGAGUGGCUCCUGCAGCAGGCCGAGCCUGCGGUGAUCGCCGCCACCGGCACAGGCACCAUACCUGCCAACUUCACCUCACUCAACAUCUCCCUCCGCAGCUCCGGCUCCAGCAUAUCCGUCCCCUCCCGCCUCCAUGCCAACUACUUCAGCUCUGCCACCGGCCUUACGCCUCCACCACUCCGGAUCGGCGGCUCCGGUUUCCCCCCUGAGGGCCCUUCGUCAUCCUCCUCGUCCUUGCUCCUCAAUUUCAAUUCAGGCAGUUGCAUCGGGGCCGACACACCGUCGGACGCCGACAUUGGCGGUAACAUGCGGAAGCGCCGGUGGGAGCAGGAGCUUCAACAACAUCAUCAUCACUUGCCACAGCAGCAGCAGCAGCAACCGCUACAACACCAGAUGGCGAGCUACAGCCAGGCGAGCCACGGCCAAAUACCGGGCACCUUGUGGAUGGUAACAAACCCUAACAGCCAAAAUGCGAGUGGUGAGUCGAUAUGGACGUUCCCACAGAUGGGCAGCACCACAAUGUUCCGAGGAUCCAUGUCUAGUGGCCUGCAUUUCAUGAAUAUCCCUACCCCUAUGGCUCUACUGCCAGGUCAGCAGCUAGGCCUCGGCUCGGGCAGCGGCGGCGGCGGCGGCGGAGGAGGAGGAGGAGGAGGAGGAGGAGGCUCCGGCGAGGGGCACAUGGGAAUCCUUGCUGCUCUCAAUGCGUAUCGGCUGCCGCCGAGUGCUUCCGACCAGGUGCAGACCAGGUCCCAGCAAGCGCAUGGCGGAGGCGACGGCCGGCAUGACACGAUGAGCACGAGCGAAUCGUAGGUUCGGUUGGUCUCGCGCCCAUGCAUGCGAUGAUGUUGCUCUCGAUCUUUCUCUUCUGUUCUUAUUUAAUCCUAUCAUUUUUCUAUCAUCUUCGAAUCUCAUAUUUCUCUGAAGUAUAAAACAUGCUCGCAGUAUACAUGCAAACCAUUCUUUUUGUGUGUGUGUUAGUGAGAGGUAUGGAUUUUAGAGUUUUAGCUAGGGUUUCAAGUGAGGCAGGAGAAGAGUGAGUGUUGAUGGUUUCCAGAGAGUUUCAAGUUAGGGUUUCUUUUUCUUUUUGUUCUUUUUUUGUUCCUUUUGUUUUCUUUUAUUUUUUUCGGAUAUGGUGUUGAGUCUUUGGUUCAACAAAAUUCAGUGCUGUGACACAUUUAUCAUAUUCUCGUCAUAUCAUUUUUCCUUGUUUCUCCAUUCCCAUUUCCAUCCUUGGGAAUAUUACGUCCAUGAAUUUUUGAUCUUUAACCAGCCAUAAUUUACUAAUUGCAAUGCAUUCAGACACCUUUUUUUUUUUUUUUUGUGUGUGUGUGAGAGAGAGAGAGAGAAACCAUUCAGCCUUUCAGGUCAACAGGAGAUAUAUAUAGAGAUGGAGAAACAGUUGCGAGUGAUGACAGUACACAGAAGAGAAGGAUCCUGAAGUUCCUAGCGAAUGAAGACCCCAAGAUCCAUCGAGUCCAACAGUCAGUGAACUUAAAAUUCUUAACUCAUAUAUAGGGUCAUCUGAUCAAUGAUUUCCUGGCCCUAUAGUUCCAUGGGUCUUUUUUAAUUUGUAAAACAUAUAAGAAACUCUUUUGUUUAUAUUUGUUAAUACUCAUACCUACUA